CUUGUGUCGUCACCAGAUCUCUUAAAAAGAUGGAACCUCAGCGGCCCUUCCUCGUAGCGAGCCUAGUGGCGGGUGUUUGCGUUGAAACGUGAGCGCGACCCGACCUUAAAGGGGAGGGAGCAAAGGAAGGACAGAGCCCUUUAAAACGAGGCGGGUGGUGCCUGCCCCUUUAAGGGUGGGGCGUCCGGACGACUGUAUCUGAGCCCCAGACUGCCCCGAGUUUCUGUUGCAGGCUGCGAGGAAAGGCUCCUAGACUGGGUCCGGGUGCUCGGCGGCGGCGGCUUCCUCCCCGCUUGUCCUCCCCGGGCCCGGAGGCACCCCAGCUCCAGUCAUGCUGAGCAGAGUAUGGAAGCACCUGACUACGAAGUGCUAUCCGUGCGAGAACAGCUAUUCCACGAGAGGAUCCGCGAGUGCAUUAUCUCAACACUUCUGUUUGCAACACUGUACAUCCUCUGCCACAUCUUCCUGACCCGCUUUAAGAAGCCUGCUGAGUUCACCACAGUGGAUGAUGCAGAUGCCACAGUCAACAAGAUUGCGCUCGAGCUGUGCACCUUUACCCUGGCAAUUGCCCUGGGUGCUGUCCUGCUCCUGCCCUUCUCCAUCAUCAGCAAUGAGGUGCUACUCUCCUUGCCUCGGAACUACUACAUCCAGUGGCUCAACGGCUCCCUCAUCCAUGGCCUCUGGAACCUUGUUUUUCUCUUCUCCAACCUGUCCCUCAUCUUCCUCAUGCCCUUUGCAUAUUUCUUCACUGAGUCCGAGGGCUUUGCUGGCUCCAGAAAGGGUGUCCUGGGCCGGGUCUAUGAGACAGUGGUGAUGUUGAUGCUCCUCACUCUGCUGGUGCUAGGUAUGGUGUGGGUGGCGUCAGCCAUUGUGGAUAACAACAAGGCCAGCAGAGAGUCACUCUAUGACUUCUGGGAGUACUAUCUCCCCUACCUCUACUCAUGCAUCUCCUUCCUUGGGGUUCUGCUGCUCCUGGUGUGUACUCCACUGGGUCUCGCCCGCAUGUUCUCCGUCACUGGGAAGCUGCUGGUCAAGCCCCGGUUGCUGGAAGACCUGGAGGAGCAGCUGUACUGCUCAGCCUUUGAGGAGGCAGCCCUGACCCGCAGGAUCUGUAAUCCUACUUCCUGCUGGCUGCCUUUAGACAUGGAGCUGCUACACAGACAGCUCCUGGCUCUGCAGACACAGAGGGUCCUGCUGGGUAUGUGGGUUGGUAGGGCUUGGGAUACCUGGGUUUCCCCAAGGAGAGUAGCCCCUGGUUCCAGGUGCUUGCUGACAGCCUCCCAUCCCUGCACAGAGAAGCGGCGGAAGGCUUCAGCCUGGCAACGGAACCUGGGCUACCCCCUGGCUAUGCUGUGCUUGCUGGUGCUGACGGGCCUGUCUGUGCUCAUUGUGGCCAUCCACAUCCUGGAGCUGCUCAUCGAUGAGGCUGCCAUGCCCCGAGGCAUGCAGGGUGCCUCCUUAGGCCAGGUCUCCUUCUCCAAGCUGGGCUCCUUUGGUGCCGUCGUUCAGGUUGUACUCAUCUUUUACCUAAUGGUGUCCUCAGUUGUGGGCUUCUAUAGCUCUCCACUCUUCCGGAGCCUGCGGCCCAGAUGGCAUGACACCGCCAUGACGCAGAUAAUUGGGAACUGUGUCUGUCUCCUGGUCCUAAGCUCAGCACUUCCUGUCUUCUCUCGAACCCUAGGGCUCACUCGCUUUGACCUGCUGGGUGACUUUGGACGCUUCAACUGGCUGGGCAAUUUCUACAUUGUGUUCCUCUACAACGCAGCCUUUGCAGGCCUCACUACACUCUGUCUGGUGAAGACCUUCACUGCAGCUGUGCGGGCAGAGCUGAUCCGGGCCUUCGGGUUGGACAGACUGCCACUGCCCGUCUCUGGUUUCCCCCGGGCAUCUAGGAAGACCCAGCACCAGUGACCUCCAGCUGGGGGUGGGAGGGAAAAAACUGGACACUGCCAUCUGCUGCCUAGGCCUGGAGGGAAGCCCAAGGCUAGCUGGACCUCAGGACCUGGAAUCUGAGGGGGUGGGUGGCAGAGGGGAGCAGAGCCAUCUGCACUGUAGCAUAAUCUGAGCCAGAGUUUGGGACCAGGACCUCCUGCUUUUCCAUACUUAACUGUGGCCUCAGCAUGGGGUAGAGCUGGGUGACUGGGUCUAGCCCCUGGUCCCAAAUCUGUUUACACAUCAAUCUGCCUCACUGCUGUUCUGGGCCAUGCCCAUAGCCAUGUUUACAUGAUUUGAUGUGCAAUAGGGUGGGGUGGGGGCAGGGAAAGGACUGGGCCAGGCCAGGCUUGGGAGAUAGGUUGUCUCCCUUGCUUCUGGCCCAGCAGAGCCUAAGCACUGUGCUAUCCUGGAGGGGCUUUGGACCACCUGAAAGACUAAGGGGAUAGGAGGAGGCUUCACCCAUCAGCAAUAAAGUUGAUCCCAGGAUUUGCUUUGUUUUUUUAAAGCGCCUGUCUCUGUGUGUAUUUGAACAGCCUUGCUCCCACCAGUCCUGAGUCUGCCCAGUAAGAGAAGCAGAGGGGUCCUGCCCACCACCAUCCUUUUCCUUCCCCUUCAUCUAUAUUACUAGUAUCCUUUGGGGACUUGGAUCUGGUGUUAGGCCAUGCAGUUGGGCAGUGGAAAACUCCUCCAUCCUCAGCCUUGCUUAAAGCUGGCUUGUCCCCUGACUCCUUAUAUCCAUGGCCUU
Molecule: messenger RNA, 2680 nt
Organism: Cercocebus atys (sooty mangabey)
Lineage: Eukaryota; Metazoa; Chordata; Mammalia; Primates; Cercopithecidae
Gene: LMBR1L
Product: limb development membrane protein 1-like
Exons: 16
Coding region: 346-1911 (521 amino acids)
Biological process (GO): signal transduction; receptor-mediated endocytosis
Molecular function (GO): transmembrane signaling receptor activity
Source: RefSeq, a predicted model, not a curated record